AUGAGAGAAAAAACUAUGUGCUCUAUGAGCUAUAUUCAAAUUGAGGUGCGAAUAACAGUAAAAUUCAAGUGUAAUUACGUGGUGAAUAUUCUCGACGACGCGGUACCAAUUCAAGGAGACACCCUGGAGACUACCGGUAACGAAUUGGGUUCGAGGAAUAGGGUGAGAGAGGCUAUCCGGUGGAUAUUUGCCGGUCGUCGCCGGUCGACAACAAAACACGUGGGUAACGAGCCACAGAGGAUAAGAUCUUGUGUAUAUGGAAAUAUGCCAUUUCCCUGGGCGACGGGAAGCGGAGAGAGUUCUUGCCGUCUCCCUUGGGCGAGGGGAGGCGGAGAGGGAAUCGCCCAAAAAAAUGGUGCCGGACGGCACAGACUUUAG
Diachasmimorpha longicaudata is the source of this 378-nucleotide messenger RNA. RefSeq lists its product as uncharacterized. Lineage: Eukaryota; Metazoa; Arthropoda; Insecta; Hymenoptera; Braconidae. Bases 1 to 378 code for a protein of 125 amino acids. The transcript is spliced from 3 exons. The record is from RefSeq and is a predicted model, not a curated record.